Condylostylus longicornis is the source of this 4161-nucleotide messenger RNA. Its product is annotated as probable serine/threonine-protein kinase DDB_G0271682. Bases 2467 to 3816 code for a protein of 449 amino acids. The transcript is spliced from 10 exons. The record is from RefSeq and is a predicted model, not a curated record. NCBI's taxonomy places the organism in Eukaryota, Metazoa, Arthropoda, Insecta, Diptera, Dolichopodidae.
ACGCGACGGUACCGUUAUAGAAAUUGCGUGUAUUUCGUAAAAAAAAAUCAAAUUUGAAAAAGAAAGAAAAAAUCAAAUAGAAAUAUUUUAUUCUGUGUAGUUUUUGUUUUGGUAUUUGGAAAAAAAAAUUAUAAAAGUAGAAAAAAAAAGAAAAUAUUUGAAAAUUUUUUAUCAAAAAAAUUUUUUUUUUGUGUCACAAUAUAUACAAUUUAAACCAAUUUUAAUUUGAAAGGAAAAUUAAUUUUGAAAAAAUUUUAAAUUGAAAAUGAAAGUUAAGAAAAAAUUUUUUGUUUUUCUGAUAAAAUAAAAUUUAAAAGGAUUUUAAGGAUUUCGAAAACUAUAGAGCAAGAAAGUAAAAAACACAAAAAAUUUUGUCAUUCAGUUUUUCAUCUCUUUUCCUCCCAUUUUAUACAAUAAAAUCAUAGAAAAUUUAUUUAAUUUUUGGCAUUUUUAUUCUCGUUUUUGUUUAUAAAAUUUUCAAACACGAACAAUAAUUUUUCCCGAUUUCAAGAAUUAAAAGAAAAUUAUUGUAAAGAAAAAUCGCCUUUGUUUCGUUUUUCUCGUGAUUUUUCCAAAAGAAAAACAAGGGAAUAUCAAAAGAAAAUCAAAAAAAAAAACAAUAAAACCCGAAGAGAGAAUAAGAAAAUUUCUAGUAUUUUAACAUUCGUUUUUUAAAUUGCGAUAUUUCGUUUAUUCCUCAUCAAAGAAUUUUUUCGUUUUGGUUAAAUUGCGAUGCUACUCCAUCAAGUACAAGAAUUAUAGCUAAUUUAGAAAGAAUUUUUUUUUUUAUUUCUCAUUUCAAAAUUUUCCAUUUUAAAUACAAGAUAGUGCAGUUAAUCACAUAAUUUGCAUUAAACGUUUUCUAUACUAUUUAAGGAUUUAUAUGAAAAAUUCUAUGAAAGAUUUUUAAUGUAAGAAGACUUUUCCAAAGAAAAUUCCUGUAAGAAUGCCGUAAGUUUAUUAGGUUAUAAUAUCUAUGUUAUCUGACUUAUAAAAAGGAAAAAUAUAUAGAGAAAAUUUUAUAGUGGAAAAUAUAUGUAAAAAAUUUAUUCAAAAAUUUAUUAGAGAAAAUUAUUUUUGUUUCAAUUCUAAAGUGAAAAUUUUCAAGUGUACAAUAGGAAAAAAAAUUUUUGUUUUAAAGAAAAAUUUUAAUUUAAUUUAAAGAAUAUAAAAAAAAAAUUGAGUUUUGAAAGAGUGAUCUAAAAAAAAAUAAAUUUAAUAGUUGAAAAAUGAAAAUUACUUGAAGUGCAUAAUAAACGAAAUUUACUGUUAGCUUAUAAGACAAAAAUUGUUAUAAAGGGGAGAAGAUAAAAGGAAAAACACGAACAACAAGGAUAAGCGAAUGAAAAUUUUAAUGGGAAAAAACCAAUUAUAAUGGUUUCAGGAUUCUAGAUUUGUGAACGAAGCAAGAAAAUAACAUGCACACAAUAUUAUAAGAAAGGAUCAUCAUAAGGAAGUUUGAGGAUUUCUGUAUUCAUUUUUUUUCUAUUGUUGUUCAAUUUUUUUUUUUUUUUUGGAGAAGAAUUUUCAAAAUAAACACUCAAAAUCUAAUAAUAUUUUGUUAUUAUCAUCGUAUGUUUGUUCAUCAAGAGAAUAUAAAAAAAUAUUAAUUGUGACUUAAGCAAAAAAAAAAAAAAAAACAAAAAUCUUUUUAUCCAAUAAAAUUACAAUAUUUUUAUUUUAAAUUUUUUCCUUUUUAUGUUUUUAGAACAGAAAAAAUAAGAAUAAGAAAAAAAAAAUAUUAUACGCAUUAUACAACGACAAAAGCAAUCCUCUAAUAGCAUUCUCUUCAUACAAAUAAAUCGUAUAAAAAAAAAAAAAAUAAGAGAAAAAUGGAAAAUGUAAUGUAAAAGAAGAGCAAAAGCGUGUUAAGGGAUUAAAAUCUAAAAAGCUUAAAAUAUAUUUUAUAACGAAACAUUUUUAAAAUAUCAAAAAAAAAAAAACAACUAAACAAGAAAAAAAAAGGAAAAUUUUUUUCUGUUCCUCCUUGAAGCUGAAAAAAAUUUAAAAAAAUGUUAAGAUUAACUUUCUAGUGAAAAAAAUAUAAUAAAAUGAACAUAAGAAAACAAACUAGUGCUUUAGGGUAAGAAGUGUUACAAAUAAACAUUGUGUGUACUUUUAAAAAUAAGCAAAUUAUAUUUGAAAAUAUUGAAAAAUAAGACCAUUACAAACAUGAAAAUUUUGAAAAUAGUAUAUUUUCAAAAAUAUCACAAUAAUAUUUGAAAAAUAUUAAUGAAAACUACAAAAUUGAAAAUAUAAAGAAAUAAAAACAAGUGAAUUAAUAAAUGAACAAAGAAGUUGCAAAGAAUUUCAGUGUUUCAAUAAUAAUUGUGUGUCAAACAAAGAAACAUAAAAAAUAUGGUUUAAUACAAAUAUUAAAAGAAAUAAAUUAAAAAUAAAAUUAAGUACAGUACAUAUAAAAAAAAUAUAAUCAACAAAUUAAAUAUUCAAGGAUUAUAAAUAAAAAUGUAUAGAAAAAUGUUUAGGAUUUAUCUAAGGAUAGCUUUGCCUGUAAUACUGGCAGUAUUUAUAAUACCAGAUUUAAUUCUCGGACUUAGAGAUGUAUCUGUAACAGUACCAACAGCAGUUAAACGUGGUGAUGAUGCACAUCUUAUAUGUAAUUAUGAUAUGGAAAAUGAUACAUUAUAUUCUGUUAAAUGGUAUAAAGGACGACGAGAAUUUUAUCGUUAUACACCAAAAGAGAAUCCAGCUAUGAAAAUAUUUCCAACAACUGGUGUUAAUGUAAAAUUUCCGUAUAACUAUUUGCAGCAAAUGUCAUCAAAUCAAAGUCAUGUAACAUUAACAAAUGUUCAAUUAAAUUUAUCUGGAAAAUUUAGUUGUGAAGUAUCAGCAGAUGCACCAUCAUUUCAUACAACAAUAGUUUCUGGAAAUAUGGAAGUUGUUGAACUUCCUGAACAACGUCCGAUUAUAACGGGAAUUCAUUCACGUUAUCGAAUGGGUGAUUUAAUAAAUGGAAAUUGUUCAUCAGAAUUUUCUAAACCGGCAGCAAAUUUAACAUGGACAAUAAAUGGAAUACAGGUGAUGCCAAAUCAAGUUAAACAUUUUGAAGUUCAAAAGAAUCCAGUUGAUAAUUUAGAAGCAUCAGUUGCUGAAGUCAGUUUUAUUGUAAAUCAUUUACAAUUUAUACAUGGUCGUCUUAAGUUAAAAUGUUCAGCCAGAAUACAUAAUAUUUAUCAACAGGAAUCAGAAAAAAUUAUUGAAGAAGAUCGCCCAAGAAUUUUAGCAUCUGGAAGAUCACCCGAAUUAAAUAAUUUAUAUCCAUUUGAUCAACAAUCUGACGGUGAGUUUCCAGAUCCAAACGAAUAUUAUUAUAAAGAGACAAAUUCAGCUAAUUCAUUACUUAAAUGUAAAAAUAGUUAUACAUUUUCAUCAAUAUUUUCUACAUCAAAAAUUACUAUGAUGGGAAAAUUUAUUUUAAUUAUAAAUGUAAUAUUAAAAAAUUUUGGAAUAUUAUUAAUUUCAACAUUAAUUUCAAUUAUAUUUUUAAUAAAUAAUUAUAAUUUAAAUAAUUUUUUAACAAUAAAUUUGUUGAACAAUAAUUUUAAAUAUAAUAAUAAUAAUAAUAUUAAGAGAAGUCUAAAUGUAAAAUUAAAUAAUGUUAGUUAUAAUAAUAAUAAUAAUAAUUUAUUAAAAUUAAAUGAAAUAAAUGCUCACUCUAGUUCGUCAAAACAAUAUAAUCAAUUUAAUAAUCGUAAUCAACAACCAGAACAACAAAAACAACAAAGGCCACAACAAUUCCAAAUUGAAUCACAAGUGAACCAAAGUUUACUUAAUUCAUGUCAAAUCUCUUCUUGAUAAACAAAUUCAUUAAUAUUAUUAAUUAAUAAUAUUUCUUUAUAAUUAUAAAUUAUUAUAAUAUUGUAUAAAAUAUUAAUUAUUUAUAAAACAGAAUCAUAUAAAAAAAAAAUAUAAUGCCAAGUAGUAUGCAAAAAAUAUAAAAUAAAAAAUUGAACGACUGAAAAUAUCUUAUAAUAAUAAUUAUUAUAAUAUAGAGCAGAUGAUAGGAAUAAAUAAUAUUUAAAAUAAAAUAAAAAAAAAAUUAAAUAAUAAUUAAUAUAUUUAAUCAAUUAAUUUACAAAAUUAAUUUUCAAAUUAUUUAAAAAAAUAAAACAAAAUUGUUUAAAAAACAAUUUUCAAUAU